This is a messenger RNA of Rubroshorea leprosula, 3428 nucleotides long. The record is from the annotation of a GenBank genome assembly. Lineage: Eukaryota; Viridiplantae; Streptophyta; Magnoliopsida; Malvales; Dipterocarpaceae.
GAUUCAAAGAAAUCAAAUACCAUAGAAUAUUUCAAUGGUAAGAAUGGGUUUCAUAUUUUUUUUCUUCUUCACUUCAGUAUCAGGAUGUAAACUCGGAGAUUUGAAUGGGAAUGGGUGCCAAGAGUUCCAAGACACUGUUCCUUUUGGUGAUACCAUGGUGAUUGAUAGCCCUUCAGUGGGAACUCAUGGGGAGAAGCUUUGUUUUGACUCUGAGGUUGUGGAUGAUCAAGGUAGUGAUGAAGAAACGAGACUUGAGUGUGAGGAGGAAGUUGUGCUUGACAGUGAGGAUGAAGAGCUUUGUCAAUCUAAAGCAGCAAGUUUUGUGGGUGUUGAGACUUAUAGAAGAUGUAAACGGAAGACAGUAGACAUGCAAAACAGGAAACUCAGCCUGCAUUGCGAGCAAACCAAGUGUUUGGCGGCAGAUCCCAUCAGUUCAAUUGAUCAGCAAUGUAUUGCAGUUGCGGGGAACAAAGGAUCUUCAAUUGAUUUUGAGAGUUUUGAUGGGAAAAAGGAUCUGCCAGAGUCGUCCACAAGUGAUCGCCUGCCUGGAAGGUUUUAUUGCAUAAGUUCUCAGCAAUCUAGAGAGUCAUCUCAAGCGCUUGAAUUUGUGGAUAACUUCAUAAAAUUAAACACUAUGAAUGUGUCUCAAGGAGUUGAACCAAGGAAGAUUGUCACGGAGAAAUCACAUUCUAUCUCAAGUGCCAGGGGAGCUCAGAAUUUGGCGAAGAUAAUCAAAGAGAGGACUCUAGGCAGUGAAACAGGAACCUUUGAAUGGGUUGAGAAUCAUCAGCAUGAAGAGAUUGAUUUUUCAAGCGAGAGGAUGAAGUCAUCUUCCAGGUUUGGAGAUGACUCCGUGGAGAAGACAGCAACAAGCCACCUCGACAGUAAAGGACCUGGCAUCUUAGCUAAUGAGCAUGAAAAGAUCAAAAUGUUGACAGACCUCCACGUUAAUCCAAGUUGUACUCGAAGGAAUCUUUUAAAUGGAUCCAUCAGGGAGUGUGAUGAACACUCACAAACUGACUUGUCAGGCUCAGGACAGGAGUUAGGUGCCACCGGGAUAGGAAGAGAUAUGGAAGACAUGCCUGAUAUUGGUAUUGGCACUCAAAUAGCUGUGGAGGCCAUAGAGGCCUUAGCCUAUGCCGCCCCUGAUCAUUUCCAAGUUGGUAGGGAAUAUCAUGCUCCAGAGAACACCACUGAAGAUUCCCCAAAAGGCAUGAUGGAUGGCGAAGCUCUUUUGAAGCAACAUUCUUUUUUGAUUAGCACUUUCACUGAAAUAGGAGGCAACGCAAGACAGCCAAUACGGAGAAAGCGUUCUGCUAGAAAAUUUAAUAAAAAGGUUCCAAGUUUAUUUCCAAAGCACUACAAAAAUCAGAAGUUGGAUCCUGAAUUAGAAACAACAACAAAAGCGAAGGGAAGGCAGACAAAAGUAGAUGAGGCUGUGGCCAGCAAAAACGGAAAAAGGUGCGUAAGUUAUAAGAGUCCAAUACGCAAUGAGAAGAUCUGUUGUGUAAGCAAAGGACUGUCGAAAGGGGGGCCAGCUACUGCUCACAAAGUAGAGCAGUGGAUGAAUGUUACAGAGGGUGAUCUUCUUACUUACAGAAGGAAGAGAAAGGGUGCGGCUGCUGAUAGUAGCAGAAAACAUUCAGAAGUGCAUCGUAAUGCAUCUGCUGAAGCUACAGGUAGUAAACUGGCUGAACAAGGGGAACCUGAUACUGUUCACAAAACAGAGCAGUGGAUGGCAGGAUAUAUAAUGAAAGGUUCAAAGGAUCAAUUAGAAAAUCCUGGAGAAAAGACCCAAAAUGUUACAGAGGAUAGUAGGAGAAAGGGGGUGGCUGCUGAUAGCAGGAGAAAACAUUCAGAAUUGCAUCUUAAUGGAUGCUCUGAAGCUAUAAAUACAAAACUGUCUGAAAAAAAGCAGACUGGUAGACAAUUAGCUGCCACAACCAGCUUUCUUAAAGUAGAAGAAUGGAACUAUCCCAAAGGGAAAAGAACAAGUCAUAAAGUACAGAGCCAUUUUAGCGGAGCUAGUGCCAUCUGUGCUCUUUUCACUACUAUUGAUGGAAAAGAAAACAUUCACAAUGUCAGAUGUUGCAAACUGUCUGAAAAUUGUAAGGAAACCUCUAGGAAGAAGCUUAAGCAUGCCGCCCACCUUCAACCUUCUUUGGAGCAUAGAAAAGGGUUGUCGAGGCAGAGCUUUAAGGAAGAAGCUUCAGGUGUUGUCUCUAACUGUCGUUCAGCAGUCUCAAAUAAUGGAAUGCUUCCUGUGGACUUGGAUAGACCCUCGGCCUCUGCUGAAUUUGGCGAGCUAUUUAAGAUGGAUGCUCAAUCACUCAGUGGUGCUGUGAACCACGGAAUUGAAGUAUCAUUGGACAUGAGUGUUGAACCCUCUGGCUCAAAACGUACCAUUCCAUUUAGCAGCACCAAAAGUGUAAAUGAGGUAUCAUCCGACUAUAUGCAAUAUGUGUAUCGCAGAAAACCUAGCAACAGAAACCUACCAAAAUCUUCUCUGUUGAAAGAGCUCGUUAAAUUAAGUAUUCCUGAGCGAAUACCUGAUUUCACAUGGAAAGAUCUGAGAAGAAGAAGAGAUUCAACGUGUAUACGCGUCUUGUUUAGCCAGCAUUUGGAUGAUGACACAAUCAAGCAGCAGAAAAAGAUCUCUGCAAGACUGGGCAUUUCCAUUACAUCAAAUUCUAUGGAUGCCACACAUUACAUAGCAGAUAGGUUUGUGCGUACAAGGAAUAUGUUAGAGGCCAUUGCUGCUGGCAAACCAGUGGUGACACCUCUAUGGCUUGAGAACUCUGCUCAAGCAAGUUUGAUACUUGAUGAGAAAAAUUACAUCCUGAGGGACUCCAAAAAGGAAAAGGAAAUUGGGUUUUCCAUGCCCGGCUCGUUGGCUCGUGCAAGCCAAUUCCCGCUUCUAAAGGAUAAAAGAGUGUGCAUCACCCCAAAUGUGAAACCUAACAAGGAGAUGAUUACUAGCUUGGUCAAGGCAGUGCAAGGGAAGACGGUAGAGGGAAGUCAGAUUUUUGCAGUAAAAGAUCUAAUAAUCCCCGAUGAUCUAUUAAUCCUUUCUUCCGAACUAGAUGAAGCAAUCUGCACACCUUUACUUGAGAAAGGAGCUGCGGUCUAUAGUUCAGACCUUUUGCUAAAUGGGAUUGUCCUCCAAAAACUGGAGUAUAAGAGGCAUCGAAUCUUCACCAGUUUCAGAGCAAACCAAAAAUUUAAGAGAUAAUAGAGAAGUAACAAGGUAUAGGAAAGAUGGUGAUCUCUCCCCUCUAGGAGCUUCAUUUGGUAGUCUGCAUGUAGCUCUCUUUUGCCAACAGAUGGAAGAUGGCAUCCACCAAUGGUAACAUUUUGUAUAGGAGGCUUGUGCAUAUAUUACUCAGGCUCAUUUUUGUAGUUUAUGCAAAUCCCAGAUACUUGUAGUU